UAUACAUGUACAGUGGAUUAGGAUUUAAUAGUGUUUUGAUGGCUUUGUCAAGUGCUAAUUAUAAAUAUACACAUGUACUAUCUUUACCAACUUUGUACCUUUUUAAUUAUUAGCAUAGUCAAGAACAUAGAAUGAAGACACUAUACACACUUUUGGUUCCAGUUAUUGUCAGUGUCGCUGUAGCCAUUGAUAAUCCUCAGAAUGGAGACAUCCGAUUGUCUGGCCUGGUGGAUCGAUCGUCUCUGAAAGGCCGCCUGGAGGUGUACAACAGCACCACUGAUGUGUGGGGUACAGUGUGUUAUACUAAUGAUAUAGCGCAGCAGAACUGGGAGAAGGGAGCAGCCAGGGCAGCUUGUCGUCAACUAGGCUAUCAGGAUGUCAUUAGCGUUGGAUCAGUCACUCAGCUAAAUGUUCUACCUGCCCCUGAGACCACACCUAUUCUUCUGUACGAAGUGAGCUGUGUGUACAAUACGGAUGUCUCGAACCUUAACAACGAGAUGGAGCAUAUUCUGAGAUGUGAUUUCUCUGAGGAGGGGAGUUGCAACCACACCCAGGACAUGGCUAUCGAGUGUAGUAAUACGUCCAAGUAUGCCAGCCCCUACAGUGCAGAGGUUCGGCUGGUGGGCGGGGACUAUCGCUCUCACGGGGUGCUGGAGGUGUACGUCAACGAUAUCUGGGGUACGGUGUGUCCUGACAGUGUGACUGCCAGCAGUGCUCAGUCAGCAUGUCGUCAGAUGGGCUACACAGGAGCUAAUUCAUUCUCCCAGGCCGACCCACUCAAGGACACUCAACUUGUAAUCCAGACAUUGACUUGUUCUAGUUCUCGUCAAUGUCUGGGUUUCUGCUUUUAUUAUCCUUCAGCAACAGACACGGUCACCUGCUUUUCUGACGCGAUAGUAGCCAUCACAUGCACAUUUGAUUUGCAGAAAAAAUAUCUUACCCCUGGUAACGAGGACACCUGUGAGGCUAGUACAUCUCCUACAGUUCCUCCGCUCAACUGGAUAGUACGAUUGGCUGAGACAAUUGGAGGGGGUGUGGGGGGUCUGGCGUUGGUCCUUAUCCUCAUAAUCACGACUCUGUGUUGCUGUUGUUUCACCAAUGGCUGUCCCCUGCACUCUUGGAGAGAGAGGAGACUCUUUGGCGUUGACGGCUAUGAGAAAAUCAACUAAAUCAAUAACUCAAACUCAUUGACUGUCUGUACAUGAUAUAUUUAUUAUACUAUCAAUUUUUAUUGUGUGUGUGUUGAUUUAAUCAUUACAUGGACACAAAAAUUAUUAAGGAAAUGUA
Halichondria panicea is the source of this 1287-nucleotide messenger RNA. Its product is annotated as deleted in malignant brain tumors 1 protein-like. The record is from RefSeq and is a predicted model, not a curated record. Gene Ontology annotation, cellular component: membrane. The transcript has 7 exons. Bases 132 to 1169 code for a protein of 345 amino acids. Lineage: Eukaryota; Metazoa; Porifera; Demospongiae; Suberitida; Halichondriidae.